This is a messenger RNA of Guillardia theta CCMP2712, 465 nucleotides long. RefSeq lists its product as hypothetical. The transcript is spliced from 2 exons. Gene Ontology annotation, molecular function: phosphatidylinositol-3,4,5-trisphosphate 3-phosphatase activity; protein tyrosine phosphatase activity. NCBI's taxonomy places the organism in Eukaryota, Cryptophyceae, Pyrenomonadales, Geminigeraceae. The coding region runs from base 1 to 465 and encodes 154 amino acids. Gene Ontology annotation, cellular component: cytosol. Gene Ontology annotation, biological process: protein dephosphorylation. The record is from RefSeq and is a predicted model, not a curated record.
AUGCGGCUGAUUGUCAGCAGGCACAAGAGCAGAUACAGGGAGGAUGGUUUUGACCUGGACCUGACGUACAUCACACCCAACUGCAUCGCUAUGUCCUUGCCCGCAAGCGGAGCAGAAGCACAAUACAGGAAUCCUAUCAUGGAGGUUCAAAGAUUCUUUGAGACCAAGCACAGCAAUCGGUAUCUCAUCUUUAACCUCUGCGCCGAGAGAUCAUACGACAAGGCGUUGUUCAAGGGACAGGUUGUCAGAAUCAAGGUCCAUGAUCACAAUCCCCCUCUGCUAGACCAGUUGCUGGAAUUUCUUGAUCGUGUCACCAAGUGGAUAAUCUUAGACAAGGAGAAUGUGAUUGCAAUACAUUGCAAGGGAGGAAAAGGGCGAACAGGGACCUUCAUCUGUGCGUGGUUGUUGUACUCGUCGAUCGUUAGGACAGGUGAGAUGCUUGUCAGAGGUUGUUGGAGGAGGUGA